GCGAUCUAUUUUCAGAUGAUGUAAGGGCUUCAGCGUCUGUCUUUGAUCUUCGAUGGAGCCAAAAAAGCUUUAUAUCGCUCGCUCGUACGCUGAGCUGCGCGAACGCUAUGCGAAAGAAAUGGAAUUCGAGAAGAAAAAUACAUUUGCGAACUACAUACAAAGUGCUGCCCGAGCCUACGAUGCUUUUCUGGAUGCCAAGAAAAACGGGGACGAAGAAAGGUCUUACUGCUUGGCUAUGCGAUACUGCAACAUAUAUUCGAUGCUUAGGAAACAGUUCCCAGAUAAACGCAGUGAUUUAAAAAUUGAAAUGCCCCAUCUAGAAAACGCAUUAGUAUCGGGAGAAGAACUAGCAAGCCAAUUAAAGAAAAGAUAUGAAAAAUUAUCACAAUCGAAAAAUGAUCCUGGUACCCAAAAAUCAGGAGAAACUGACGCAACACAACGACCGGAAAUUAACAACAACAGAAAAAGUUCAAAAGGAGACAAGAAACCGAGAUCGCAGAGUAAUUCAAUUGUGGAAUCUGAAAAGGAGACAAUAAGUGUAAAUGAGUUUUAUCAACUUGUCAAGUCAAGAAACGAUGAUAUUUUACUAUUCGAUCUGAGAGAGGAAACUGACUUUUCUACUUCCCGAAUUAAAAUAAACUACCAGAUUAAUAUUCCUGAGUCUUAUUUGAAAGAAAAAGAGGCUGUCACGUCUAAAGACAUAGAGCUUUGUCUCGAAGAGUAUAGUCUGAGCAUUUGGAACAAACGGAACACGUUCCAUUAUCUAAUAAUGUGCGACUGGCUUGGUUUGGAUCAGAAUUUUAUUUACGGCAAUGUUUUUUCAGUGCUCAGAGAUUGUCUGCUGAAAUGGUCACCAGAACAUCCAAUAACUGUCAGUCCUGUAAUUAUCUCUGGCGGCUUUAGAGAAGUGCUUGAUUUAUUUCCUACUUUGACAAGCAAUGCUAAAAUUGAUAAACCUCAGUAUGAGAAAAACAAGUCAAUUCUGUCCAAACUUGAUAUAUCAAAGCUGAGCGUAAAAAAUGAGCCUGAAAAACCAAUGUUACCGAAUCCUGAAAUCAUAAAAGUGCCUAACGGUGUGGUAAGUGGAAAACCAGUUGUUGACAGAUCCAAUAAACCAAAGCCGAAGACAAUCGUCUCUGAGAAGAUUCCGACUGAAAACUUCGAAAUGAAUGGCCUAGCGUCUUACCCUGACAUUCUGAGCGAGUUAUCAAAACAGGCGCCAAGUGUCAUUAGUCCAUUACCAGACGUAGCUGCUACCAACUUGAAGCAUGUCGAUUCAGUAAUUGACCCUCUCUCUGUGAAUUCGAUUUCGGAAAUAGAGAAACCUAAAAGUAAACCAGUACCAAAAGUAGACCGAUCUCUCAAACCGCGCCUUAUUGUGCCCCCAAUUGAAAAAGAUGAUCCAACGGAAAUGAAGAAGCUGAUGCUAGAACUCGAGAGAGAAAGAAAAGCAAAAGUGCUCUUAGAAGCUGAAAUUGGAAGGCUUAAAAAUGAACAUGCAAAAGAGGCAGCGAAAUCUGAAAAUGUAGCGCCUCAGGGGAAAGUUAAUGAUCUCGAGCUUUUGCGGGAGAAAAAGCCGAUUGCUAAUAAGCCGAUAGUUCCGACGGUCAAUGAAGUUGUUGAUAGAGAAAUGCAGAAAGAAGAUGGAGCUGUAAACUUAUCGCGCCAAGAGCAACAAACAAGAUUGCCCAGUGAAGAUGUUGAUCCCACGGCAACUAAAGACGAAGCUGAGAGGAGUAGACGUACUAUGGAAACACCGGAAUCAAACAACAGUAGUAGCAUGGAAGGCUCUGAAGUCAAGUCGUACGUUCAGAAUCUGCGCGAUGAUGGCUCUUCAUCUCUGUCUAAAACCUCAGGCUUGUCAUCUCUCAAAAGAACAAAUUCUUCGCCGAGUUUUGCAAAUAAUCAAAUAUCGGGCAGAGAUGGAUCAGUUAAUGCUGUGGCAGGUAAACCUUCUCCGAUGAGAGACCGGAAGCCAACUGCCGCGAUGGUUCUAGAAAUUGACAGAGCUCAUCUAAAGAAUUUCCAGCCUGAGUAUGGGAACGUGUCCAAUGGUCGCUGUGGUCUUCGCAAUCUGGGCAACACUUGCUACAUGAAUGCAUGUCUGCAGUGUCUCAGCCAUACAUAUGUGCUGCGGGAAUACAUUGUCAGGGGAAAAUUCUUCGACUACUUGAACCCGAAUAGCAAGGAAGGCAUGGGCGGCUAUAUAGUGUACGAGUUCACCCUUUUGUUGAGAGCCCUGUGGAAUUCACAGUACAGAGUGGUGAGCCCGGUUGAUCUGAAGGCGGCAAUGGGCAAGUAUAGGAAGCAGUUCAAAGGCACGGAUCAACAGGACGCACAGGAACUUCUCAUCGCUUUACUAGAUGGGCUGCACGAGGAAGUGAACAUGGCAGGCGAGAAGCGAGUUCGCUCCAUUACAGACAGCGAAAUGGCCAACAAGUCAGACUCGGAACUGGCAAAAAUCUACUGGGAUAACUACUCUCUGAACAACCGGUCUAUCAUAGUCGACAUUUUCCAAGGCCAAUACAGAAGUGUUGUCCAAUGCACAGCUUGUUCUAAAAAGUCAACUACUUUCGACGCUUUCAUGUACCUGUCGUUGCCUAUUCCGAGAACAGGAUCUAAGGCGACGCUCUUUGAUUGUUUUGAGCUGUACUGCCAACCGGAAUACAUCGAAUGGAGCUGUCCUAAUUGUAAAGUGUUGAGAAAAGCGACGAAGAAGUUAGACGUAUGGCGGUGGCCUAAAUAUUUGAUUAUUCACUUGAAGAGGUUUGAGUUUCUGAAUGGAUACAAUCGCGUGAAGAUUCAGUCUAAAGUUGAAUUUCCGAUGACGUUGACCUCAGAUCCAUCUUGGAAGAGUAAACUGGCGUCGGACAACUUCAGCUUGUAUGGAGUAGUGCAGCACUCUGGGACCAUAGACAGAGGACACUACACUGCCAAUGUGUACAUUGAGAGACAAAACCGACAGUGGUUCAAGUUCGAUGACUCAACAGUCUCUUCAAUCUCGCAGAGUGCGGUGGUGUCUGAGAAUGCAUACAUAUUAUUCUACACCUCUUUAUCGUAAGAGCGAAAUCAACCUGUCCUCGACUUGCUCAAAGGAGAUGUGUCCAAUAUAGAACCUCUACAUGUCAUCUACGAUCAGCUGUUUUUGCCUUGUUCUCUCUCGCCUCUGGAAAUGAUGAAAAAAUAGACGUUUACCUGACGAAAUCUGAGACUCGUCAAUAUAAAAUCUUAACUAUUGAUUAUUUUCUGGGCCAUUGGAUGAAAAUUAUACCCUCAUACGGAACUAUGGUAGAAAACAGUUGAGCUGCAUUUUUCUUUCGAAACUAUCAGAUACGUACAGUAAACGAACGUAACAAUAAAGAGGAGAGUUAUAUUUUCAGUGUUACGGCACCUGUCUCUGCGAUAAUACAAGUAGUGUUAGAAUUUAAAACUUUAGUUGUACAAUCAGUAAUUUAUUUUUCCUAAAUAAGUAUAUAUUGCUACUGUUUUCAUUGUUGAAUU
Symsagittifera roscoffensis is the source of this 3501-nucleotide messenger RNA. RefSeq names its product ubiquitin carboxyl-terminal hydrolase 8-like. Gene Ontology annotation, biological process: protein deubiquitination. The record is from RefSeq and is a predicted model, not a curated record. Lineage: Eukaryota; Metazoa; Xenacoelomorpha; Acoela; Convolutidae. Gene Ontology annotation, molecular function: cysteine-type deubiquitinase activity. The transcript has 7 exons. The coding region runs from base 53 to 3061 and encodes 1002 amino acids.